Ipomoea nil (Japanese morning glory) is the source of this 2809-nucleotide messenger RNA. RefSeq names its product scarecrow-like protein 6. Gene Ontology annotation, biological process: regulation of DNA-templated transcription. The record is from RefSeq and is a predicted model, not a curated record. Bases 473 to 2539 code for a protein of 688 amino acids. Gene Ontology annotation, cellular component: nucleus. Gene Ontology annotation, molecular function: DNA-binding transcription factor activity; sequence-specific DNA binding. Lineage: Eukaryota; Viridiplantae; Streptophyta; Magnoliopsida; Solanales; Convolvulaceae. The transcript has 2 exons.
GGGGAGAAAUAGACAAGGGAGAAGAAGAGAGGAGAGAGGGAAGAGGGCCACUUAUGUUACCUUUUUUUAUGAUGCACGCAUCCGUGGCAGAACAGAGAGAGAGAGAGAGAGGAGGGUACACAGUACUACUGCUGCAGAAGCGCAAGAGAGAGGGAGGGAGGGAAGGCCCAAGGGGGGAUUCAUACUUCACAGUAGCACCGGCCCCUAAAGCCUAGGGACUAGAGAUUACACAGUAGCCACAUAAAAAGAGAGCCACAGAGAAGAAGAAGAAGAAGAAAGGGUAGUGUUGUUGUUGUUGUACAGAGUUUUUGAGGUGCAGAUAUGGAGCUGAAAUGGUGAUAUGGGUGAGUUUGCUAGGGAGAGGGACUGGUGGUGUUUUCUCCUCAGGGAUAAGCCAUUGAAGAAGAGCUCCUUUUUGUUCAAAUCUUAGGGGGGAUUUUUUUUUUUUUUUUUUCUGGGUUUCAUUUCCAAGAUGAUAGGAAUGCAAUAUAACUUGCAAGGGAAAGGUGUUGUUAGCGAGGUUGGUCGGUUUGGGUCUUCGAUUUCUGCAUCUUCUUCUGUGCCUCAAGAUGCCAAGUUGAAGAGAGAUGGAAGCUUUGGGAGCAAUGAACCCAUUUCUGUGCUGGACAAGAGGAGGAGCCCAAGCCCUUCCACUUCCACAUCCGCUUCCUCUUCCUCUUUUGGCGGCACGGCGGUGAAGGACGCCGCCGCUCCGGCCGCCGUGGGCGACGGGCCGAAGGAGGAGUGGGUGGUGGGGGAAUUGCAGCCUCUUGUUCCUUUUGAAAAAUUUGGUCUUGGAUUGGAAGAUUGGGAGUGUUUCUUGUCUGAAUCUGGGGGUGGGGGUUCCGACCAGUCUAUUCUCCGGUGGGUUUCCGGCGCGGAGUUUGAGGAUCCCUCAUUCAGCUUCAAGCAUCAUGAGAUCCAGGGCAAUGCGGGUUUGGGUGAUGCUGAUCAAACUACUACUGGAUUUGGUGCCCUAAUUGCUUCAGAUAAUUAUGUGAGUUCUUCUGUUAUUCCCAUUUCUGGUUCUCCCUUUUCUUUCAAUUCCAACAUUGGGAAAUUUGGUUCUAAUUCUCAAGACUCCAAUCUUAAUUUUACACCUAACAAUCUGGUGCCUGUAAUUCCUGGCUUGAGUUUUCAAGAACCUGUAGUAAACCAAACCCAGAAUCCCACAAACAGAAAUGUGUUUGUCUCACAAUCCUAUAGCAUUCUUCAAGAACAACUGCCCCCUCCUGCAAAGCGCCAGAAUUUGGAAAUCUCGUCGAAUUCUCAGCUACCCGAAAUUCCUUUAGUUGGUAUGAGUCAUGGGUUGUUGCUUGGGAAACAACAAGAUUUUGCCCAACAGGGAAUGAUGGGCUCGGGGCAGAAGCCAUUGCUGGUGCCCAAGCAAGAAGAGAUGGGUAAUACCAAUUUGAUGAUGCCAAACCACCAGCACCAGCAACAACAGGUUGUGUAUGACCAGAUUUAUAAGGCGGCAGAGUUGAUUCUGACCGGGCAAUUCUCACACGCGCAAAUGAUAUUGGCGCGGCUCAAUCACCAGCUCUCUCCUGUUGGAAAAUCGUUGCAGAGGGCUGCUUCUUAUUUCAAGGAGGCUUUAAUGUUGCCUCUCCUUAUGCCCGGGUCUUCCGUCUCUCUGCCUUCGAGGGUUCCCUCGCCGGUUGAUUUUGUGUUCAAGAUGGGCGCUUAUAAGGUCUUUUCUGAAGCGUCCCCGAUCCUCCAAUUCAUGAACUUUACAUCCAACCAGGCACUCCUCGAAGCCCUUGGCGAUGCAGAAUAUGUUCACAUCUUCGAUUUCGAUAUUGGAUUUGGUGCCCAAUGGUCCUCUUUCAUGCAAGAGCUUCCUAAAAGGAACAACGGAGGACUCAAGAUAACAGCCUUUGCUUCUCCUUCAACUCACCAUCCCCUUGAAAUCAGCCUUAUGCACGAGAGUUUGACGCAGUUUGCCAACGAUGUUGGUGUCAAAUUCGAGCUCGAGGUCGUAAACUUGGAUACAUUUGAUCCCAGUUCUUAUCAGUUGUCCUCUUUCCGACCAUCCGGGAGCGAGGUAGUCGCUGUGAAUUUCCCCAUUUGGUCCCUUUCAAACCAUCUCUCCGCUCUUCCUUCACUGCUUCAUUACAUAAAGCAGCUCUCGCCAAAAAUCGUAGUUUCACUGGAACGAGGAUGCGAACGAACUGAACUUCCUUUCGCUCACCACAUUCUCAAUGCCCUAAAAUACUACGAGGUCCUCUUCGAGAGUAUGGGUGCUGCAAAGGUGACUCCCGACAUGGCAAACAAGAUGGAGAGGUUCCUCUUCCAGCCUAGCAUCGAGAGCAUCGUGCAAGGGCGCCUCUGUUUCCCCGAUCAAAUGCCCCCAUGGAGAACCCUGUUUACUUCAGCUGGCUUUCUACCCGUGGCAUUCAGUAAUUUCACCGAAACUCAAGCCGAGUGCAUCAUGAAGCGAAAUCAAGUUCGAGGGUUUCACGUGGAGAAGAGGCAGGCAUCGCUCGUGCUGUGCUGGCAACGCCGAGAGUUGUUGACCGCCAUGGCUUGGAGGUGUUGAUCGAUGUAGCUUCGUUUCGUCAAAGCUGGAAACAGCGGUUUAACUAAAUAUGUUGUUUCAUAGCAAUUAAUAAAAUCUUAAAACUCGUUGCAUCUCUGAGUGCUGCUGUGAUGUUUCUAGUUUGCUACUAUCUAAGUAGUAUUUUGACCGUAGACAGAUAUUCUUGUCGAAAACUGAAUGUUUUCCUUGUGGCAUGAGCUAUUUGGACAUCUUUGUUAUGUACUAUUAUUGCCUAGUAUUAGUUGUAACAAGUUGCUGCUAUAACUUUGC